This is a messenger RNA of Alternaria metachromatica, 1011 nucleotides long. RefSeq lists its product as uncharacterized. NCBI's taxonomy places the organism in Eukaryota, Fungi, Ascomycota, Dothideomycetes, Pleosporales, Pleosporaceae. The record is from RefSeq and is a predicted model, not a curated record. The transcript has a single exon. Bases 1 to 1011 code for a protein of 336 amino acids.
AUGGCUGAUCCACGCCAUCAGUUUGAAGCCUUGCAGGACCGCCACUUGCGAGGUUGCCUACUGCGUUUGCUCAACAUAUGCGAUUCCACUGGAUUUCUGGUCAAGCUGUGGAAAGAGAUGGCAAACGCUUUCGAGCUGGAUGGACGAGAGAUGUAUGUGGACGCAUGGCUUCCCCGUAUCACUGGCCUCAUCCGAUAUCUGCUCGAAGGGCUCGGCUUGCCGGACGACAACCGUGAUCGCACGACCAUGGCUCUGGAACUACUCGCCUACAAGGCACAUUGUCUUACCUUCUUGGGUUACACUCGACCAAGGUUUACCUACUACCCAUUUGUGCUACUUUCACGAAACAUGAUACAAAUCGCACGCAUAUUCCCUCGCGGUGUCAUCCCCGAUCCGAUACUUUGGCGCGCCUUAAUCUGCUUCGAGAGCUUAGGGAGAUCGAAUGCGAACGUUGCAUUCUGCGAUCUUCAACAAUGCGACGAGCUUAUGCUGACUCGAAGCACGGAUCCAAAUCCGGGCGAGAGAAGGUCUUACCAUAAGUACGUUUGGCCUCGUACAGCAGCUCGCCUAUAUCUCCUUCUGGUCUUGAUGGCGCAUGACUGCAAGUACAAUCUCGAACCAGACGACGUCUAUGAUGCCAAAGAUGUGGCGAGGCUAUUACAGUCACUCAACACGCCCGUUAUGUCCGUAGGAUCGUGGAUGGAUAUGCCGUACGCUGCGCCACAGACACGCAUGAGGAACGACAUCUCGACGGACUUCUGCGAGCAUGCAGCUCGAUUUCAUCACGGAGCGCAGAUUGGCAACCCACAAACCGUGCCUAGCAAAGAGCUAGCUGAUCCGCGUACAAGAAGGGGACUCAUCUUCUGCCACAUUAGAGGCUUCUGGCUAAGUUCUCAUGCACCCGACACUACUGCUUACGACGCGACGGAUGAUCAUAUGCGGUUUGGGAUUGAUCGAAGCUUUGCUGGGGCGUAUGGCCAUGACGAUGGCUCUGAGGCAGGCGAUGAUUAG